GGCUGAAAUGGGGAGGAGUCUGACAAAGAGUUCAGCUUAGGACAGACUGAAGGACAAACGGGGAGGAGAAAGAACUGGUUUGAUAUAAAAAUAAGAGGACAAUAACGAAUACUGAGCACCAUCUACCUGAGGAACAAUGUCGGCCGCCUUAGCCGCUCGCCGGGUGCUUGCUGCUGCGUCACAUUCAGGCAAUGAAGGAGGAGCAAAGACCUGGAAGAUACUGACCAUCGUCUUGGCCUUUCCUGGGGUUAGUGUCUGCAUAGCCAAUGCUUACAUGAAGGCCCAGGCGCACUCACAUGAACAGCUCGAAUUUGUGCCAUAUUCUCACCUGCGUAUCCGCACCAAGAAAUUUCCCUGGGGAGAUGGAAACCACAGUCUGUUCCACAACCCGCACACCAACCCUCUGCCUGACGGCUACGAGAGCUCCCAUCACUGAAAGGAUCGGCUACUUGGUUUAAUUAAAACGGCUGAGGGGCCAAGUAGACAGCCAGGAAUAAAACCACUUUGUGCUGUAUUA
Messenger RNA from Maylandia zebra (zebra mbuna), 517 nucleotides. RefSeq names its product cytochrome c oxidase subunit 6A2 (gene cox6a2). The record is from RefSeq and is a predicted model, not a curated record. Gene Ontology annotation, molecular function: enzyme regulator activity. Gene Ontology annotation, biological process: mitochondrial electron transport, cytochrome c to oxygen. NCBI's taxonomy places the organism in Eukaryota, Metazoa, Chordata, Actinopteri, Cichliformes, Cichlidae. Gene Ontology annotation, cellular component: mitochondrial inner membrane; respiratory chain complex IV.